Messenger RNA from Peromyscus eremicus (cactus mouse), 5876 nucleotides. It is a transcript of the gene Mcm8, whose product is annotated as minichromosome maintenance 8 homologous recombination repair factor. Gene Ontology annotation, biological process: double-strand break repair via homologous recombination. The record is from RefSeq and is a predicted model, not a curated record. The transcript has 19 exons. NCBI's taxonomy places the organism in Eukaryota, Metazoa, Chordata, Mammalia, Rodentia, Cricetidae. The coding region runs from base 663 to 3164 and encodes 833 amino acids. Gene Ontology annotation, cellular component: nucleus; MCM complex. Gene Ontology annotation, molecular function: ATP hydrolysis activity; ATP binding; single-stranded DNA binding.
UAGACGCGCCAAAAAAGAACUCCGAAGGAACUCGGAGUUUAGCUUGCGGAGCUGUGCUCGGUUUUACCCGCUCUCCGCCUCGCGUUCCGGUGCGCCGCGACGCUGGGACCCGGGCGGCCCGGGAGCCGGAGUGUCCGCGUAGCCCUGCGUGGCAGUGCGCGGGGCCCCGGGCGCGAUCUGGGAGGACUCGAGGACUCCCGCAGUUAGGACGACGGGACCUGAAUGAAGUCAGGGAUUGUGGGUGGCGCUUCCUCAGGCUUACUUCCCUAAAUAUUUGUUGGAAUUGCCCCCUUUCUCAGUAUGUUAUCCUGUUGGGUCGAUGUGGAACGUAGUGUUGCGAUGGAAUGUCUCAUCUUGAGAGUCUUGAAGACUUGAGUUUUUAAUCUCAGUGCUAUUACAAACAAGUUUAAUUUUAGGAGUUUGCUUAUUUGCGAACGAUUAACUAAAUCCUCUUAAAAUUAACAUAGGCUCUCCUAAUGAAUUUCACUGCAGUGUAUGAAUAUAUCAUUAGUAGUUUGUAUCUAUGGGAUAGGAAUUUUUAGGUGGAAUUGUUUUCUUUUAGAACAGUUUUAGGACAGCUUGCCACAGAAAAUAAUACAACGAAGAUUGAGUUACGAUAUUUCCCUAGUAUCAUACAGGGGUGCUAUUUACUUUUAGAAGACAUGAGUGGUGCAUACAGAGGGAGAGGUUUUGGACGGGGAAGAUUCCAAAACUGGAAAAGAGGAAGAGGUGGUGGGAACUUCUCAGGAAGCUGGAGAGAAAGAGAACACAGAGCUGACCCCAGUAAAGCUGCAGGGAAGCGCACUUCUGAACAAACUUCCCAACCUUUACUUCUACAGUCAACGUUGGACCAGUUUAUACCGUAUAAGGGCUGGAAGCUUUACUUUUCUGAAGUUUACAGUAAUAGCUCUCCUUGUAUUGAGAAGAUUCAAGCAUUUGAGAAGUUUUUCACAAGGCAUAUUGACUUUUAUGAUAAGGAUGAAAUAGAAAGAAAGGGGAGCAUUUUGGUGGAUUUUAAAGAACUGACAAAAGAUGAUGAACUAACUAACUUGAUACCAGAUAUAGAAAAUGCACUAAGAGAUAUCCCUGAGAAAACCUUGGCGUGUAUGGGCCUGGCAAUACAUCAGGUAUUAACCAAGGACCUUGAACGGCAUGCCGCAGAAUUACAAGCUCAAGAGGGAUUGUCUAAUGAUGGAGAAACAAUGGUAAAUGUGCCACAUAUUUUUGCAAGAGUGUACAACUAUGAGCCCUUAACACACCUCAAGAACGUCCGGGCAAACUGCUAUGGAAAGUACAUCUCCAUAAGAGGGACCGUGGUUCGUGUCGGGAACAUAAAGCCUCUUUGCACCAAGAUGGCUUUUCGUUGUGCUGCAUGUGGAGAGAUUCAGAGUUUCCCUCUUCCAGAUGGGAAAUACAAUCUUCCUACAAAGUGUCCUGUGCCCGCGUGUCGAGGGAAGUCAUUUGCUCCUUUGCGCAGCUCUCCCCUCACAGUCACAACGGACUGGCAGUUGAUCAAAAUACAGGAGCUGAUGUCUGACGCACAGAGAGAAGCGGGCCGGAUCCCUCGAACAAUAGAGUGUGAACUUGUUCAUGAUCUUGUAGAUAGUUGUGUCCCAGGAGAUACAGUGACUAUUACUGGAAUUGUCAAAGUCUCAAAUACUGAAGAAGGUUCUCGGAAUAAGAAUGAUAAGUGCAUGUUCCUUUUGUACAUUGAAGCAAAUUCUGUUAGCAAUAGCAAAGGACAGACAGCACAGACUGCAGAGGAUGGUUCUCAGCAUGGGACGCUGAUGGAGUUCUCACUUAAAGACCUGUAUGCCAUCCAAGAGAUUCAGGCUGAAGAGAACCUGCUGAAGCUCCUAGUCAACUCACUUUGUCCUGUCAUUUUUGGUCAUGAACUUGUUAAAGCAGGUUUGAUGUUAGCACUCUUUGGCGGUAGCCAGAAGUACGCAGAUGACAAAAACAGGAUUCCCAUUCGAGGAGACCCACACAUCCUGAUUGUUGGAGAUCCAGGCUUGGGAAAGAGUCAGAUGCUGCAGGCAGCAUGCAAUGUGGCGCCUCGUGGUGUGUAUGUCUGUGGAAAUACCACCACCAGCUCUGGGCUGACUGUAACUCUUUCAAAAGACAGUUCCUCUGGAGAUUUUGCUUUGGAAGCUGGUGCCCUGGUACUUGGUGACCAAGGCAUUUGUGGAAUAGACGAGUUUGAUAAGAUGGGGAACCAACAUCAAGCCUUGUUAGAAGCCAUGGAACAGCAGAGUAUUAGCCUUGCUAAAGCUGGUGUGGUUUGCAGCCUCCCUGCAAGAACUUCCAUUAUUGCUGCUGCAAAUCCAGUUGGAGGACACUACAAUAAAGCCAAAACAGUUUCUGAGAAUUUAAAGAUGGGGAGUGCCCUACUGUCCAGAUUCGAUUUGGUCUUUAUCUUGUUAGAUACGCCGAAUGAGCAGCAUGACCACUUACUUUCUGAACACGUGAUCGCAAUCAGAGCUGGGAAGCAGAGAGCCAUCAGCGGUGCCACAGUCGCUCGUGCGCUCAGUCAGGAUUCCAACACUUCCGUACUUGAAGUGGUUUCUGAGAAACCACUGUCAGAAAGAUUAAAGGUGGCUCCUGGAGAGAAGACAGAUCCGAUUCCACAUCAGCUGUUGAGGAAGUAUGUUGGUUAUGCACGGCGGUACGUCCACCCCAGGCUGUCCACAGAAGCUGCUCAGGCUCUUCAGGACUUUUACCUGGAGCUCCGCAAGCAGAGCCAGCGUAUGAGCAGCUCACCCAUCACCACCAGGCAGCUGGAGUCUUUGAUCCGUCUGACAGAGGCACGAGCAAGGUUAGAGUUGAGAGAGGAAGCAACUAAAGAAGAUGCUGAAGAUAUAAUUGAAAUUAUGAAACAUAGCAUGCUAGGAACUUACUCAGAUGAAUUUGGGAACCUGGAUUUUGAGCGAUCCCAGCACGGCUCUGGAAUGAGCAACAGGUCAACAGCAAAAAGAUUUAUUUCUGCUCUCAACAGCAUUGCUGAAAGAACUUAUAAUAAUAUAUUUCAAUUUCAUCAACUUCGUCAGAUUUCCAAAGAACUAAACAUUCAGGUUGCUGAUUUUGAAAACUUCAUUGGAUCACUGAAUGACCAGGGUUACCUCUUAAAAAAAGGUCCAAAGAUUUACCAACUUCAAACUACGUAACAGACUUACCAAGUCAGAGCCACCUGUGGUUUAUUAAUAGCUCAAAAUGAUCUUAAUUACAAAAACUGAAAAUGAAAGUUCUGAAAAAUGACACACAACUCUUGUAACAGAAGAAAGUGUUAGUUAUGAUCAGCUAAGAAGUGGUGAAGUUGUACAUUAAUAAUCCAUAAUUUAUCCAGAAGGCUAAAAGUAAUUUAGUUAUAUUAUUUUAUCUAAAUAACAUAAACAUUAUUUAUACUUGUCAUAUUUUUAUUAGUGUUUCAUAGUUUUGUAUAUCAGGUGUCUAUCAGGCAUUCACAUAAUACAUAAACAAAUGAGUAUGUGUUCUGGUGAAAGUUUAUUUACAUUAAACUUUGAAAUGUUUAAGUCACAAAUAAAACUAUUUGCUUCUAACCUUUAUGGUUAUGGGCAGUGGCUCUGACUUCUCAUUGGAAGUAGAAGAAAUUUGUUGACUUAAGCAGAAGUCCUUUCUGGAAAAUACUUAUUUACAGAAUCGUAUGAAGGCUGAUGACUAAAACAAAGAAGAAAAUCUUGCAGGAGUAGUUUGUAAAACUAGCCUGCUGCCAUGGUGUCUACAGCGCUCCUGCCUCUGCCUCAUGGCUGCCAUUCCUGCGCUGAGAACUGCCUCUGCAGAAAGAAGGUGGCAGCAGCAAAGGAUGCUCUUCAUCCGGCCUCCUAAGAGAAAGCACAACAAGGAACGUUGGUUUGAAAAGCUGGAUUACGUUCUGGGGAGUUUCCUGAGGUCUGCUUCAAGGGGGCAGGACCCAUAAAGUCAGAAUCCACCAUAUUUUGUGAGAAGCUUCAAGUGGAACUGGACCUCUAGCUAAAACAUCCUUCAUAUCUAUAACCAACAACCACUUUAGCAUAUAAGCACUCAGGCAUUGUCAGCCACUCAUUGGAAAUAAACUCAACUUCCGGGAAACUGGAUGGAUGAAAAAUUGAAAAACAAAAUGUAGGUGGAUUUUUCUGUCCUGCCAGCCAGCACCCAAAUAAACGACAUGGAGACUUCUUAUUAUGAAAGCUCGACCAAUAGUUUAGUCUUGCUUCUAACUAGCUCAUAUAACUUAAAUUAACCCAUUUUUAUUCAUUUACUUCCUGCCUCGUGGCUUUAUUACCUCAUCUCUGUAGUACCCAUCCUGCUUGCUCUACAUCUCCUCAUGACUCCUGCCUUCUUCCCAGUGUUCUCUCUGCCCUGAACAUCCUGCCUCGCUAUUGGCUGUUCAGCUUUUUAUGAAACCAAUCACAGUUACAGAUCUUUACACGGUGUAAAGGAGUAUCCCACAGCAACAAAACAUACCCAAGGAUCUGGCUUGGAGAAAUGGCUUAGUUGGUGAAGUUGAGAACCGAUCCUCUUGUAAAGCCAAGAGGAUUUGUAACCCUGACACUGGGUGGGGUAGGACAGGCAGAUCCCUGAAGCUCACUAGCCAGCCUGAACUAGGGAGCUCCAGUUCAUAAAUACACCCAGUCUCAAAAAAGUAAGGUGAGGUCACUCAGCAUCAACUUCUCCCCUCCCACCCCCAAACACCUACAUACAUACACAAAGAUGGCAGUGUAUAUUGAGUAGCCAAAAUAAAACAAAUAUUCAUAUUUUACAAUGGACAUUUAACCAAUAGUACAUCCAAAAUGGAAAUGAAAUGUGGGAUAAUAAAAAUAUUAAAGCCUGACUUGAAGGAAGCAAAUGGUAGCUGUUAGUAUAAAUAUAAUAAGGUAGUGAAUUGAACCUGGGACACUGAAUUGUAUCUGCAGCUCAAUAUGGUGAUGUCUGCCUUUAAAGGAUUUUUUUCUCUCUUUGUUUCUUGGGGGAGGGCGUCGGUGGGUGGCCACAGUGUUCUUGUGUAGUCCUGAGAAGUGAAGUCAGUUGAUGGGAUUUAGUUGCAAAUACCUUCACCAGUGGAGCCUUCUCAUCAGCUGCUGCUUUGUUUUUCAAGACAGGAUUUCUGUGUGUAACAGCCCUGGCUGUCCUGGAACUCACAGAGAUCCGCCUGCCUCAGCCUCCCAAGUGCUGGGAUUAAAGGCGUGUACCACACCUUGCCCAGCCUAGAGUGUUCAAGGGCAAGAAGAGCUGAUAAUCUGUUACUAGAGCUAAAAGUCUGCUUCAGAAGUCAGUGCAUAGCAGCUUUUCAUGAAAGAGAAAGAUGAAAUGCGUAAUCAAAGAAGAUGGGCCAUCAGACCAUUAUAUCUAAGGUUAAGACUGUUAAAUAAGGGUUGUAAGCCUAAUUAUGAGAAGCUGCUGAAUGUUUUCUUAAAUUCUGUAUUUGUUUAUUUGGUAGCUGUUGUCACAGGACCAAACUAACAGCUAAAAGUCAGGUGGUUGUAGUGCACACCUUUAAUCCCAGCACUUAGGAGGCAGAGGCAGGUGGGUAUCUUGAGUUUGAGGCUAGCCUGGUUUAUGUAGUGAGUUCCAGGACAGCCUGGGCCACACAGAGAAACCCUGUCUCGAAAAACUGAAUAAAUAAACAAAUAGCUAAAGCUGUUUACAUCUUCUGGCUGGCCAGCUUUUGUAACUCCAAAGAAAUAACUCCAAGCCCUCCCAGCCCAAACCCCAUGUGUUUCAUCUGCUCGCCACCUAUCAGCGCCUCACUGCAGAGGCUCUGGUCUUUGCUUUCUCUCCCUACCUUCUGCCCACUUCUCACCAGUGUUACCCAAAGUUCCUGACAAACAGAUGAGUGGUUCUAAUGGUGGUUUAAAAAUAAAGUCAACAUUGUUAAAAUA